AUGCCCGAAAUGGAUAAUGAACACCUAGACUUCAUCACGGUGAAUACCACCCUCCCAACCCUCCCCCUCCCCCUUCUCGCCACGCGCAAGCCCGUCCUCACCGAGCGUCUCAUCCUCAAGCCCGUCAGCCAAGACGACCUGCCCGCCCUGCACGCUAUGCGCUCCCAGCCUGAGGUCAUGAGGUGGGCCGUCGCCGGCCGCCCCGACGCGGACCUCGACGAGACGCAGGCCUGGCUGGACCACAACCUCCCGCCCAACGACGCGCACAACUACAACUUCACCAUCUGCCUCCGCUCGACGGGUGAAUUCGUCGGCCUCGGCGGCGUCAAGCGCAUCGGCCCCAGCAGUCCCGGCCUGCCCGGCAGCGAGCUGGGCUGGCCCGAGAUCGGAUACCUCUUCUGCAAAGAGGCCUGGGGCAAAGGGUACGCCACCGAGUUCCUGCGGGGCUUCGUCGACGCGUGGUGGUCCCUGCCCCGCUCCGCUGCGCCUGCGCUCCGGGUUGAGAAGAGCGUCGUCGGGGAGGAGACCCGGCCGUCCCAGGAGCAGCCCGGGUCCGAGUCCCUGUCCGAGGUGAACGGGGCGGCCGUGGUGGCGGUGGGGGAGAUUCUCACCGCCGUGACGGAGCUGGACAACUUGCCCAGCCAGAAAGUCUUGGACAAGACGGGCUUCCAAAAGCUCAAGGUCUGGACGGAACGCGAUGAAAAGACGCAGGAGACGACGACGCUUGUCGGCUAUGGCAUCGAGGCGCCGAAAUAG
Molecule: messenger RNA, 756 nt
Organism: Colletotrichum tamarilloi
Lineage: Eukaryota; Fungi; Ascomycota; Sordariomycetes; Glomerellales; Glomerellaceae
Product: acetyltransferase
Exons: 1
Coding region: 1-756 (251 amino acids)
Molecular function (GO): acyltransferase activity, transferring groups other than amino-acyl groups
Source: RefSeq, a predicted model, not a curated record